Messenger RNA from Schistosoma intercalatum, 2944 nucleotides. NCBI's taxonomy places the organism in Eukaryota, Metazoa, Platyhelminthes, Trematoda, Strigeidida, Schistosomatidae. The record is from the annotation of a GenBank genome assembly.
UUUCAAACUUUUUUUCUUUCAGCACAUUCGAAAAUUUAUAUUUUAAAUGGUCAUUCAGGGUCUAUAUGAGCGUUUACGCCCAAUGUUCUCGCUUUAAAUUGUCCAAAACUAUCGACCUAUUUUCAUUCUGAAGAAAUCAACUAACAUCUUGAUUUAACGCGUCUGUCGGCAACUGUGAAUUAAAUUAAUAUGUCAAACUCUUUGUACAACAAUAUCUGGAAAGAUGCUCAAGAAAAACUAUCGGAUAUUUUAGCUCGCGAACCGAACCCAGAAACUCAAAAGCCUGAAAAAGAUCGUGCCAUAGCUUUUCAAUCACUAGCCACGUUUUAUAUCAAGUACAUUCAAAUUUUUCGAAGCUUGGAACGAUGUUAUGAUCAGAUUGUCCACCCUCAAAAAAGACGUCUUCUCAGAACCCUCCUGGAUUCAGUAAUUGGGAGGUUUCUGGAGAUAAAAAAGGAAAUGGUGAAACUGGAACUUUCUGAAUAUCAUUAUUUUGAUGAUAUACUAAUAGAUUUAAAAUUAACGCCGAGUGACGUUGAAAUACCAAUACCAAAGUACUUUGUAAAUGAAAAUUUUAGAGCGCUAAGAGAUAGACAGCAAUUUUUGGAUCAUCUAAUAUCAAGCACAAAAACGGAUGAAACAAAGGAUGAGAGGAUAUUGAUGUCAGUUGAUCAGGCUAUACUCCUCAUUCAAAGACAUGAACGCGCACGUCAAGGCAGGAUAAGAGCCAGAUUUAUGAAAGAAAUUCGUCGGCUGGAAGAAUCGGAAAAGAGUAAAGGUGGCGAGAGGAAGUCUUAUACAACUGAUGAGGCUGCAAUUAUUAUUCAAAAGUUAUGGAGAGGAUUUAUGUGUCGUAAGAAAGUUGGGAUUAUGCGCAAAGAAGAACUUAUGUGGCUUGGUAUGGUACCAACAAAUCUACAUCACAUUGUACAAAAAUCUAGUGUGGUUAAGUUAGCUAAUCGUGUGGAUGCAGUGCGUAGAGUAACACAAAAUAUCUAUGAACAAGAAUAUCAACAAGCAUUGGUUCAGGUAAAAGAGAAAAUUCGAGAUACUGAAGGUCCAGAUAUGCGUGAAGCAAUGCAAGAUCAAAUACGGCAGUGGUUUAUUGAGUGCAGAGAUGCAACUGGAAAAUUUCCUGACUAUCCAGAUGAAGAUGAAGGAGGUUCUGCAUUAAUUUUUAAGGAAAAAACACCGGAAGAAUUAGAAAGAGAAUUAAGAGAAAAGGAUGAAGCAAGUCAAAAAUCGAAAGGAAAAAACAGUGGAAAAAGUAAAAAGAAACCGCCACCUAAAAAGAAUGAUAAACAAAAAAAGAAAAAAGGCGAAGAGGAACCAGAAGGAUUCAAAUUCUCACCAUCCGCAUUUCUUGGUGAAAUACAUGAAGGAUGUCAUAGUUAUCAAGCAUUAUGGAAAAAUCGUGAUGAAUCUGACAAUUUUCAACAACAUUAUGAUGAGGAAAUUAUCAAAGAAGAUAAACGUUUAGAAGUUGAAACAGAAAUACGAGUUCAGGUUGAUGAAUUACUUCGUGAAGAGUUAAGAAAUUUAAAAAUUGCGAUUGAUAAAGAACGUGUUCAACGAAAGAAGAAAAGUCGUGCAAAGAAAGGCAAGAAAGGUAAAAAAGGCAGAAGAAAAAAGGAGAAAGAUCUUACACCUGACAGAACAUUGAUCUCACUUUUUGAAGAAUUAGUAUUGGCUGGAAUAAUUAAAAAAGUUGAAAAAUACUCAAUGAAUGAAUAUUCUGGGGAAUAUUCUUAUUUAGGUACAACGUUAAGACAAGCCAAUGUUGAACCACAACCAACGUUAAGUGAUGUACGUAGAUUAGUGACAGAAUAUGCUAUUCUACCAUUAGGCUCACAAAAUGUUCAUGAAAAAGCUCCGUUGAUAAAGUCUCUUCUGUUGGCUGGACCACAUGGAACUGGUAAACGUACGUUGGUCAAUAUUAUAUGCACUGAAACUGGAGCUAAUCUGUUUGAUUUAUCUGCAGAAAAUAUUGCAGAUAAAUAUCCUGGUAAAGAUGGUCUUAGAAUGUUGAUACACCUAGUUUUUAAAGUUGGACGACUUCUUCAACCUUCAGUAAUAUUGAUUAACGAUUGUGAAAAAAUGUUUAAAAAGAAACUUCCCAAAACUGAUUUGGCAGAUCCUAAAAGAUUAAAAAAAGAAUUACCUAAAGCAAUGAAGAUUUUAACACCGAAUGAUCGUGUUCUACUUAUUGGUUGUUCAUCAGCACCAUUUGAAGCAGAUAUUCGACCAUUUUGUAAAUUAUAUCAAAAAAUUAUUUUAAUACCAAGACCAGAUUAUGCUUCUAGAAAUAACAUGGUAUCGUAAAACACCUCUUGGUAAACAAAAAGCUUCAGCUAUUCAAGCCGAAAGUGAAGCGGCAUCUGGUGGAGCUAAUAAGAAACCCGUUAAAGGUCGAAAGAAAUGAAUUAUUAACCAAAAAUGUGAUUUUCUUUCUUGUUUAUUUGUUUAAGUUAAUGAAAAUUAUGAAAAGAAAAAAAACAUGUCACUGAAUUUGUUUGUUUCUCUAAUUUAUCAGAAUAAUUAUUUAACGUUUAUCGACCUUCUGUACGUUGCAUAUGAAUAAAUAUUUCUAUGAAAAGAACAGAUCUCAUCAUCUAUUUAUCCCUCUAUAGAAUAAUUAAAAUCUCAUAUAAUGUAACGUUUCACGACUAUAUUUAAUAUAGAAGUUUCAAUAUAUAUACGUAAGCAUUUGUAGGUUAACUAUCAUAUUAUAGGAUUCACAUAAAAGUCCUUUCGAAUAAUGAACAGUUCUAUGAUUAAAUUUAAUUUGCAGCAAUAUUUUAUUUUAGAAAACAUUGAUGAUUUGUUGUUGAUCAGUCGGAUGUUAUAUAAGGAUAUUUUAUUCUUUGAUUGUUGGGGCGAGUGGGAAUGGUUAGAGAGAUUGGAAACGAUAUUGAUCUCUGUGUAUUUAUGUUGUCAAUUCCAG